UACGAGUAUAAAAAGGGCUUCUCUCCAUGAGAUUUUGCUGAGCAUCAGACGAUCACUGCGAUCAUGAAGUACAUCAUUUUACUGGCUCUGUUUGCCGUGGCAUCCGCCGCCCCCAUUGACGACGAUGAUAAGAUCGUCGGAGGGUACGUGUGCACGAAGAACGGCGUGCCCUACCAGGCUUCUCUGAACGUUGGAUAUCAUUUUUGUGGAGGCUCUCUGAUCACCAGCCAGUGGGUCGUGUCUGCUGCCCAUUGCUACAAGUCCUCUAUCCAGGUGCGUCUUGGAGAGCACAACAUUGACGUCAAUGAGGGAACUGAGCAGUUCAUCAGUUCUUCCAAGGUCAUCAGACACCCCAGCUACAGCAGCAGCACCCUGAACAACGACAUCAUGCUCAUCAAGCUGCAGUCCGCUGCCAGUAUCAACAGCUACGUGCGCACCGUGUCCCUGCCCAGCAGCUGCGCCUCCGCCGGUACCUACUGCCUGGUCUCCGGGUGGGGAAACACCCUCAGCAGUGGCACAAGCUACCCCUCCACUCUGAGAUGCCUGGACAUCCCCAUCCUGAGCACCUCCUCAUGCCAGAGCUCCUACCCUGGUCAGAUCACCUCCAACAUGUUCUGUGCUGGAUUCCUGGAGGGAGGCAAAGACUCUUGCCAGGGAGACUCUGGCGGCCCCGUCGUGUGCAACAAUCAGCUGCAGGGUAUUGUGUCCUGGGGUUACGGCUGCGCUCAGAGGAACAAGCCUGGUGUCUACACCAAGGUCUGCAACUACAACUCCUGGAUCACCAGCACCAUUAACAGCAACUAAAGUGCUGUAGUAUCUGAAAAAAACAACAACAAUAAAAUGUGUUGCAAAAGAAGAAUGGA
This is a messenger RNA of Astyanax mexicanus (Mexican tetra), 863 nucleotides long. RefSeq names its product trypsin-3. The record is from RefSeq and is a predicted model, not a curated record. Gene Ontology annotation, biological process: proteolysis. Bases 64 to 804 code for a protein of 246 amino acids. NCBI's taxonomy places the organism in Eukaryota, Metazoa, Chordata, Actinopteri, Characiformes, Acestrorhamphidae. Gene Ontology annotation, molecular function: serine-type endopeptidase activity. The transcript has 5 exons.